AUAGUAAUCCAACUCUCACCAGUACGUGCUAAUCCCAUGUAAUUCGCACAGAACCCUCUCUCCGGACCAGUCAUUUCAAGUCUUAUCCAACAUGCCAUGUAUUUACAACCUUUAACCCUUUAUUCAAACUAUCCUUAUCAAAUCACCAAUUUUUGCAUAAAAUCCAGCAUGUGCCUUAGAGCUCUGUCUAUUUAACAAUAUUGAUUAUAAGGACGGAUAACGUAAUGUUGGUCAAACAGUGUCACAACCCACUCCUUUUUUUUGUUAUGGUUUCGGUUUUUACCAGAGAUGAACUUCUCUUAAUUUAACUAGAGAGUAUCACUGGAUCUGAUUAUCUUUCCUUACUUCUGGUAAAUUCUUUGAUUUCUUUCUUAUUUUUGUUUCAGUUAAGCAAACAUGUUAGAAAGAUUAGUCAAUCAUUUAACAUCCAUGAUUCGUAACUUGUCUUGUUUUAAUUAGGUAAGCAUUCCAUAAACUCUUUCUUAAAACAAAAAUUUUAAACUAAUUACCCAGGAUUGAUACUUAGGAAAUUAAUUAUAAAAAAUUAGAAUAUACUUUUCACAUAGUUGACGUAACAAGGUUUAAAGGUUCACGCCAUACUCGCUCCAGGAGGCGCGUGGGCGGAGUGAUCUCUCCUUCACCAUCAAGCCUUCUUCUCCCCCAUCACCUCCAUUAAUGCCCCAAAAUAAAUAAAUAAAUAAAUAUUAUUUAUAAAAUUAAAUAAAUGUUAAAUAAAUAAAUUUGAAAAAUGACAGAAACCCCCGUCCUCCGUGUUUCUCUAACAUGCGCCAUUUUCUGUUCGCCACCACCACUAUCAUGCCCUCCUCAUCCUCCUCCUUCUCAGCCGCUGCCACGUCAUCCUCCUCCUUCUCCCCAACCCCCAAACCCAAAUCCUCAAACCCUAACUCUAACUCAAACCCUAAUUGCACCCUCCUCUGCAAGCACUCGCCCUCGGCGACCCUCGACCUCCUUAUCCUCAUCCUCGUCCUCUUCUCCGGGACCUUCCUCAUCACCUCCUACUUCGCCUACAUCUUCAACUCCCUCUCGCUUCUCCUCUCUCACUCCACCCUCCACCUCCUCCUCCACCACAUUCCCGUCCCCUACGUCGUCGGCUUCGUCGCCUUCUUCGCCGCCGCGCUGUUCGUAGUCGAGUUCUGCUGCGGCAUUCGAUCGAGGAAGUGCGAUAGGCCUGGGUGCAAGGGCUUAAAGAAGGCUAUGGAAUUCGAUUUGCAACUGCAAUCGGAGGAGUGUGUCAAGUCCGGGUCUAAAGAUAUCGAUAGGCUGCCGUGGAAGGGCGGCAGCGAGGGCAAUCCCGAUUACGAGUGUCUCAGGACUGAGCUGAGGCGGAUGGCGCCGACCAAUGGCCGUGCCGUUCUGCUGUUUCGGGCUCGAUGCGGAUGCCCGGUGGCCAAGCUCGCAGGCUGGGGUCCCAAGAGAAAACGUCGGCAUAAGAAGGCUCUGGCCAGUACGGCUCUUAAUGGAGGAGAUCAUCGCUGAUUAUUCAGGAUGCUUUCGCCACCGGAGUUCCCAUUACAUGUUCGAUUACCUGUUAAAUUAUAGAUGUUGGUUUUUUAUUCCUUGUAUUCUGGACUUCACUCUCAAUCAAAACAAUUCUUUUACAUUAGUCAUAUA
Messenger RNA from Malus domestica (apple), 1632 nucleotides. The record is from RefSeq and is a predicted model, not a curated record. NCBI's taxonomy places the organism in Eukaryota, Viridiplantae, Streptophyta, Magnoliopsida, Rosales, Rosaceae.